This is a messenger RNA of Plasmodium berghei ANKA, 5535 nucleotides long. Its product is annotated as conserved Plasmodium protein, unknown function. The record is from RefSeq and is a predicted model, not a curated record. Bases 1 to 5535 code for a protein of 1844 amino acids. The transcript has a single exon. Lineage: Eukaryota; Apicomplexa; Aconoidasida; Haemosporida; Plasmodiidae.
AUGGAAAAAUUCAAAAAAUGCCCCAAAAAAAGAUUCAGGGGAACCCAUAGAACAAAGUUUAUUAUUAAGAAACAGACUGGGAUUGGUGAAGAAAAUAAGAGUACUGUUUUUCCUAACAACUAUAUUACAAGUAUAAUUGUAAAAUAUUUAAACGAUAACAAAAAUAAUGUGAAUAAACAUGAUUAUGAUAUGUAUGAAAAAGAGUCCCAAGAUUUGAAGGAUAAAUUGUUUUUUAAUAAAAUCGAAAUAUUGGAAAUAGAUAUAAUAAAAAGUUGCUUAUAUUUUGAUAAUGAUGAAGCAUUGCAAAAAAUUAAUUAUAAAAUACUUUAUGAUGUUUUAAAAAAAUGCAUAGAUCAUGAAAACAUAUUAAUGAAAGUAGAAGAAUUAGGAUUUUCUGCUGAAAAUAUAAAAAGUCAAAAUGAUGAAGAUAUACAUAUAUGUUCAAAAUAUCAGGCUAAGAAUUUUUUAAAUUAUAUAUAUCAAAAUUUAAAAGUUGUUAUUAAAAUGAACAAAAAUUUUGAUAUUUUAUAUAAAUUAAUGAAAAUUAUAAAAUCAAUAAUGCACAUUAUUCCCUAUACGUACAAAAUAAAAUUCUUAUUUUAUUUUUGUUCUCUUUUUAAUAUAUAUCAAAAGGAAUAUGAAAGAAAAAACAACACAUAUAAUAAUGAAGAAAUUGAUGAAAAAUCAAAGGAAGGAAAUAAAAAUGAAUCUACAAUUUUUACAAAUAUAGACCAAGAAAAUUUUUUGAAUAUACUUUUUGAAUUAAUAACAGGAUUAAUGAAUUUAAAAACUAAUUAUAAUACUUAUGAUGAUAAUUAUUUAAUAUUUAGCUAUUUUGUUUUACGUUGGAUAUUAGUAUUUUUUAAAAAUAAAUAUACUUUUUUUUCAAAAAAAAAAAUUCAUUCUUUGAUAAAAUCAAAGUAUAUGAUACUUUUAUUUAGUAUAUUAAAAAACUUACAUGAAAGUUGCAAUUUUAAUGCAGAUUCUGUUUUAUCAAAUACACAUAAUGAUACAAACAUUUUAUUAAAUAAUAAUGGGGCCACUAUAAAUGGAGAAAAUACUUAUCCUAUUGACCAACAAUAUCUUUGCAAUGCUAGCGGUAAUUAUAUGGAAAAUUUCAUAGAAAAUUCAAACAUAAAUAAAGGUGAAUUUUUAGAUCAAAUGGAAGAAAUAGAAGAUGAAAAUUUUAAUUAUGAAUCUACUAUAAAUUUAAAUGAGCCUAGUGUUUUGGAUUUGUUAUGCAAUGAAAAAGGAAAUAAGGAUAGUAUAAUUAACGGAAGUUCUUCUAUACAUGAAAAAAUAAAGAAUACCAAAAAUGAAAUAAAUAAUAUUAUUAAAACAUAUUAUGAUAGAGUUGAUUUAAAUAUUGAAAAAAAUAUGAAAGAAAUAAAGGAUAAUAUAAAUGUGUUAACACAUGAUAUAUUUAUUACAUUUUAUAAUUUAUUUAGCAAAAUAAACGACAUUCAUAAGCAUAUAGUUUUGUUAUAUUUUUCUCAAGAUUUUAUAAAAAUUUCAGAAUAUGAAUAUUCCUAUUAUAUUAUUUUCAACAGUUUUCAAUUACUAAAUAAAUUAUUAACUAUUGAAAAUUUUGUGAUACAUCCAUUAAUUUUUUUAUCACUAGAACAAGUUAUGGUAUAUUAUGAAAAUGUUAUAAUUUAUUUGUAUAAAAAAAAAAAUGAUAUGAAUGAAGAAUUUUAUAAAUUUUGUGAAAAUUUUAAUACAAAACACAAAAAUAUAUAUGAAAAUAUUUUUACAAGAUUGUGGAAUUUGUAUAUGUUAAUAAUAUCAGAUGAGUAUACAAAAAAAGAUGAUAAUGAUAAAUUAAACGAAAAAAGUAGUGCUUUCAUUAAUUUGAAUGGAAAUAAAAAUGAUAAUAUAGGUAUCAAUGCUAACCAAAAAGAGAUGCAUAUAACGAAUUAUCUAAAUAAUUAUAUUUCAAUAUUAAAAAUUAAUGAUUUGCAUUUUUCAAACGAAUAUAAAGAUUUGAUUUUAAGUAAUACAAAUAAAGGUUAUAUAAAUUGUUUAGUAAGUUGCUUGUCAACAUCAUAUCGUGUUAUUGGGUUAUGUUUUUAUUUAGAAGAAAAUUAUUUUUUUACAUAUAAUGAGCUAAUAUAUAGAGAUAUAUUUAUUUUAAAUAGAAUGCUAAAAGACUCAAACAAAUUGUAUUAUGGAGGUAAUUUUAAAUUUCUGAUGAAUUUUUUUUAUCCUUUAUUAAUGUGUUAUAUUAAUUUGUAUGAAAAAGAACCAAAUCAUAGUAUAAAGAAAGAGUUAUUUUUGAGUUAUAUUAAAAAUAUAUUAAUACAUUUUUCUAGGGCAUUAAAUGAUUGUAUAAAUUUAUAUUAUUUUAUAUCUACUCAAAUUGAAGAUAUAUAUAUAUUAGCUACAAAAUUUAUAAAUUGCAAUGAUCAUACAUUAUUAUUAUUAUUUAUAAAUUUUUUAACAAAUUUUUAUACCUCUACUAUAAAAUCGAAUCAGAAACAAAAAAAUGUAGGACAAAAUAUUUUGUUAAAUAUGAAAAAUGUAAAUAAACAUAUUAGUAAUGUAAAGUAUAAAUAUACGAAUAUAAAUCUGCAAAAAAAUAAUUAUUUUUUAAAUCAUAUAUCAGAUAAUUUAUUAAAAAUUUUCAUACCAAGAUUUAUAAUAUUCUUAACAUCAACUUAUCAGCAAAAAUUUACACCAUCAAAUAAUUUAGUUGCUCAAGAAAAUACUCAAAAUAUAUUAGAAUCAUUUUCAAGUCUUAUAUAUUUAUGUUUACAUUUUUCUUCAAAUUUUAAUUUUAAUGAUAUAUUAGUAGUAUUAGAACAAAUAUUACAAAAUAAUGUCGAAAAAGAUAUUUUUUCUUUAAUAAGUAUAUUAAAUGUUAUAAAAAUAGUUAUUCCAUUUUUUACAUUUGACCAAUUGAAAAUAUGUUCUAUUUAUUACAAAAAAGCUAUGUGCGCAAUUAAUGAUAUAUUGAAUAAUAUGUUAUCUGGUUUUACCAUAUUAGAAAACGAUAGGCAUAAUUUUGGAAAUGUUAAUAAUUGUGGUUCAGUACAAGGGGGGCCCCAAAUGAAUAACAAUAACAACGCCUAUCAUUUUGACAAUACAUUUUGUUCACAAAUCAAUCAAAAUGAAUUCCAUAAUAGUUCUUUAAAUGAGUAUAAUGCAGAAAAUGAAAAUUUUACUAACAAUAUCAAUAACAUUUAUCCAAAUGCACAAAAUACUAGUUCUAUGCUAUAUAGAGAAAAUGGUCAAAUUAUAUUAACGCAAGAAAAAAUCGGAAAAAAUGAUAAAAUAAAUAACGAACGAAUAAUAACAAAAUCGAAGGGUAAUAAAGUAAAAAAUGGAAUUAAGAAAGAAGAAAGAAAAACAAAAAUGAAACGUGAUAAAAAGAUAAAAAAUUUAAGAAAAAAAAAAAUUACUAAAGAUGUGAAAAUAGAAAUUGAGAAAUUCAAAUUAGCUAAAUUUUUAAUAUUUGAAGGAGUUUCGGAAUUAUUUCGAUAUUUUGGAAAUAUAAUUUUAAAUAAAAGAAGGGAGAAAGAAGAGUUAAUGCAAAAUAGAGAUCAAAAUAACACUCGAGGAAAUUGGAACAAUGGAAAUGAUAUUAAUGAAAAUAAUACAGAAUUUAUGAUAAAUAACAAUGAAAUAAAUAUAUUUAAUAGCAUUUUUGUUGGAAGAAUCAUGCAUGAAGAAAAUUUACCAGAAAUGAUGAAAAAAGAAAAUAUAUUAAUAUUUUUUGAUGAUAUUUCUAAUUAUAAUACUAAUAAAUAUAUUAAAAAAAUAUAUACAUAUAUAAGCAAUUUAACAAUGUAUUUAAAAGAAUGUAAAGAAAUUGAUAGUAGUUAUAGUUAUGAUAUAUUUUUUGAAAUUUUGCCAAUUAUAAUGAAAUGGUUAUUUUUUAUUAACAAAACAUUUACUAGCAAAACAAGUAGAAAAGCUUUAUUUGAAAAUAUAAUACAUAUAGGAAAAUCGAAUAUAAAAAGCUUAUUUUUGCAUAUAACACCGGGAUUAUUAGUAGAAGAUAUUAAUUGCAAAAAAAUCGCAAUACACAUAUUAUAUUUGUUAAUAAAAUAUUGUAAAAUUGAAUAUGAAUAUCAAAAACAAUUAUUUAACCUUUUCUUAACAUGUGCAUAUAAUAGCGAUAAAAACUUGUUGAAGGCAUUCCUAAAAUUUUUAUUAUCCAGUAUUUUUAUAUUUAAUAAAUAUAUUAUAUUGUCUAAUAUAAAAAAUUUAACAAAUUUGUUAAAUCUUGCUUCGAACAAAAAAACAUAUAUAUAUAUAGUUCAAAAGUUUUUUUCAAAAUUGAAUAAUAUGCUAGAAAAGGAAAUAAAAAAUAAUAAAUUUGAAAAAAUUAAUUCAUCGAAAACUGGCUUAGAAAAUAUAGAAAUCAAUUCCCCGAUAAAUGAAAAUGGAAUAGAUAAUUCAAAUGAUGAACCACCACUAAUGCCAUAUUUAACAAAAAAAAGUAAGCAGAUUUUUAGAAAAUUUAUUAAGAUAGAAAAAAUGAAUAGCAUAAGCAAUGCUUUCGAAAAUAAAAAUGAAUUAAAUCGUAAUCGUAUGAACGAUAAACAGAAAAAUGGAAAAUCUGGUCAUAAGGAUCAUAAAAAUAGCAAAAUUUCUUCUGAAAAUAAUUUAAGUUCUAACAUAAUGUCAACGAAAUAUGAUGAUGAAUCAUAUUCUGUAGAUUCAUAUCAAAGCAAUGAAUAUGAUUCAGACAUCAACAAUUACGAUGAUGUUGAAUCAGUUAGAAGUUUAAAAAACAGCGAUAUUAAUAAAAAUAAAAAAGAAAGAAAAAAUAAAUCGCAUAAAAUUACCAAAAACAACAAAAAUAAAAAUAUCGAAAACACUUUUUUUGAAAAUGUAAGCAAACAUAUUGGGGAAAAAGAAAAAACUUUCAUACAAACAACUUUAACCCAAAUUAUGGCAAAGUCAAAUAAAAUCCAUAAAAAUGUUAAGGGGAAAAUACAAAAAAUUAAAUCGAAUCCUCUAAUUAGUGACAUAUUAAUUAAUUUAGGAGAUUUUAUUAUGAAAAAUAAAACUAAUUUAAAUGUGUCAUUAAAAAAUAAAAAAGAAAUCAAGAAUUUAUUCGGGGAUAAAUAUUUUAUUAAACAAAAUACAAAUAAUGAAAAUAAAAAUUCGAAAAAUUAUUGUUCUAGUUGUUCAGAAGAUGAUGAAGGACAAAUCGAAAUACGAAAUGAUGGAAAAAUAGUAAUACAUAAUUUAGAUUCGCAUUCAAAAAAUACAAAAAAUACAAAAAAUAAAAAGAGAAAAGAUGAUAUACUUUUGAAAAAAUAUAACAUCAUUAAUGAAAAACAAAAUAUGCAUUCGAAAUCCAAGAUUAUGAACAAAUCAAUAAAUAAAAGAAAUAAAAAUCAAUUUAUUACAGCUGAUAAAAAUGCAUAUAAAUCUAAAAAAGGGAAAGGAGACAUUAUUAAAAAAAAUAAGCCUUUACCAUAUUCUUAUGUUGCUCUAAAACCAAUUAUGGCAAAAGAAAAGUUUAGAAGCAAAACCCUCCAUGCUUUUAAAUCUAUUAAAAAUUUGUCAAAGAGGAGUUGA